Messenger RNA from Trichoderma atroviride IMI 206040, 312 nucleotides. RefSeq lists its product as uncharacterized. Lineage: Eukaryota; Fungi; Ascomycota; Sordariomycetes; Hypocreales; Hypocreaceae. The record is from RefSeq and is a predicted model, not a curated record.
AUGCCGAGGCCAGCCGGCCGCUUCUCUGGGGCGCCCUACGGCAUCGGCGGUGUCUGGACCAUCGGACCUGCGGCGAGUCCAAGGAAACCACCGGCACCUCGACGGCGUUGGCUCUCCAGCGACAGGGAGCAGCGCCCAGCGCCUGGAGCCUCUGCUCCACCGGCGUGCUGCGACACGCUCACACUUGCACUUAGGGGUAUAGCGGCGGCGUAUCUUGGUCUCCAAUGCCUGGAUCCAGCUCGACUACGUGACACAUUGAUUCCACGCGGCGUCGGUGCUUCUAUCGCUGCCCGCUUUCUCACGGCCCUAUAA